Molecule: messenger RNA, 2094 nt
Organism: Xyrauchen texanus (razorback sucker)
Lineage: Eukaryota; Metazoa; Chordata; Actinopteri; Cypriniformes; Catostomidae
Product: very-long-chain enoyl-CoA reductase-like
Exons: 11
Coding region: 339-1385 (348 amino acids)
Biological process (GO): very long-chain fatty acid biosynthetic process
Molecular function (GO): oxidoreductase activity, acting on the CH-CH group of donors
Source: RefSeq, a predicted model, not a curated record
GAGAAAGAAUAGGUCCAUUGGUAUAUUCAAGGGGUUUGAGAGAAAUAAGAAGAUGCAAGUUUUUAUUAUUUGUUUGUACAUGUGUUUUUUUAGGGGGUGUGGGGCUAGUAACCAAAUGUAGCCCUAAACAAGAGGGUGAGAACAUAGAGAAAGGGAAGGGUUAAUUUAAGGAGAAAGAGGGAGAGAGAGGGGUGUGGGCACAGACAGAGAGAUUUAUUUCCACAGCUGGCAGUAAAGCUUCUGUCCCGCACUCACUUAGUGCUGUGGUUUUCAAGGGGGCAAGAGAGGGACUAUAAAGAGAGAAACAAAACGAGAAAGUGGAGGAAUAAAGAGAUAAAAUGGAUACCUUGGCUUUAGAGGCCACACAGCCCAAAAAGGCUCCGAACGGAGCAUUGGCAGGAGUGCCCGGAUCACACACCCCUGCCAAACGCAAACCUGCUAAAAAAACUAAGAAAGCUGUGGUCUUUUUUGAGGUGGAGAUUCUGGACGCCAAGACGAAGGACAAGCUCUGCUUCCUGGACAAGGUUGAGCCCAAUGCCACUAUCGGGGAAAUCAAAUCCAUGUUCCACAAGAACCAUCCACAGUGGUAUCCGGCCAGACAGUCCAUUCGCUUGGAUGCCAAGGGGAAGUCAUUGAAGGAUGAAGACGUGCUGCAGCACCUGCCUGUGGGAACAACAGCAACCUUCUACUUCAGAGACCUGGGAGCCCAGAUCAGCUGGGUCACGGUGUUUUUGACCGAGUAUGCCGGACCUCUGCUGAUUUAUCUGAUGUUUUACUUCCGAGUUCCUUUUAUUUAUGCUUCUAAAUAUGACUUCACUACCAGCAAACACUGGGUCGUACAUUUGGCAUGUAUGUGUCACUCCUUCCACUACGUUAAGAGACUUCUAGAAACACUGUUCGUCCAUCGCUUCUCCCAUGGGACAAUGCCGCUGCGCAACAUCUUCAAGAAUUGCACAUACUACUGGGGAUUUGCUGCUUGGAUGGCGUAUUACAUCAACAACCCGCUCUACACACCGCCAAUCUAUGGAGAACAGCAGAUCAGACUCGCCCUUAUUGUAUUCCUGUUCUGUCAGAUUGGAAACUUCUCCAUCCAUAUUGCCCUGAGAAAUCUCCGACCACCAGGAUCUAAAACCAGGAAGAUCCCGUACCCGACUAAAAACCCCUUUACCUGGAUCUUUCUGCUCGUCUCAUGCCCCAACUACACUUAUGAGUUGGGCUCAUGGCUGGGCUUCACUCUGAUGACCCAGUGUCUGCCCGUGGCCGCCUUCACCCUGGUGGGCUUCAUCCAGAUGACCGUCUGGGCGAAAGGAAAGCACCACAGCUACCUGAAGGAGUUCCGCGACUAUCCCAAACUCCGCUCGCCAAUUCUGCCCUUUAUCCUGUAGGACAGUCAUGCCGUGUUCCUCGUCUUUUAACCCUAUAAAUCAUCCCUCUUUUAUACUGUAUCUCCCUCUUUUUCAAACAUCUUUCCUAAAGUCUCCAAGCACUGAAUAACGUCAUAUCUGCCUGAUCUCCUGGAACGGACUGAUAAUGAAUCGCUCUUUUGAAAGCCCAUAUUGGUUGGAUGUUUAGAUUUGUCCAUGUAGUCUACAGGGUUUGGGUUUGGGGUUAAACAUGUAUUUAGUGUCCCGUUGGAGCUUAUUUGCACUCGGCUACUGAGAAUCAUUCUGUAUUCUGAGUCUAGUACAAUGCAUUGAUUACUUUGCUGCCUGUAAGUAAAUGUUUUGCUCAUUGGGAAACCGCUCAGUAACCAAUCAAACGCUGAGUUAACAAGAGGACCUGCAGUAACCGGUCAAAGACCACUGAUAGUAUUCAGCACUGUAGAAACAAGUUUCUUCUAAUGUACUGUACAUGUGAAGCUAAACAUCACUUAUCACACACUCUUGCUGAUAUUGUGUUGAUCUAACAGAAUAAUUUAUAUAAAACAAGUAAUAAAAAUCAGUGUCUUGUGCUUUGUCCAAAUGUUAUUUACAGGGGAUAGUUUACAUCCAGAAUAUUGGUGUUUCUUCAACUUCCGGCACUUUUUGCACUGUGGAUUUCUAGAAAUUAUAGUCUCAUUAAAAAAUGUUCCACAAUCUCACUAUUUGUUUUGUA